AGCUCCCAGAGCGUCUUCCGGCGGGAGCUGUGCUGCUCCUUAUCAUGGGGACAAUUCAUCUCUUUAGAAAACCGCAAAGAUCUUUUUUUGGCAAGUUAUUACAGGAAUUUAGACUUGUAGCAGCUGACCGAAGGUCCUGGAAGAUACUGCUCUUUGGUGCAAUAAACUUAACAUGUACUGGCUUCCUGCUUAUGUGGUGCAGUUCCACUAACAGUAUAGCUUUAACUGCCUAUACUUACUUGACCAUUUUUGAUCUUUUUAGUUUAAUGACAUGUUUGAUAAGUUACUGGGUAAUGAUGAGGAAACCUAGCCCUGUCUAUUCAUUUGGAUUUGAAAGAUUAGAAGUCUUAGCUGUAUUUGCCUCCACAGUCUUGGCACAGUUGGGAGCCCUCUUUAUAUUAAAAGAAAGUGCAGAACGCUUUUUGGAGCAGCCUGAGAUACACACGGGAAGAUUAUUAGUUGGUACUUUUGUGGCUCUUUCCUUCAACUUGUUCACGAUGCUUUCUAUUCGGAAUAAACCUUUUGCUUAUGUCUCUGAAGCUGCUAGUACGAGUUGGCUUCAAGAGCAUGUUGCAGAUCUUAGUCGAAGCUUAUGUGGAAUUAUUCCAGGACUUAGCAGUAUCUUCCUUCCCCGAAUGAAUCCAUUUGUUUUGAUUGAUCUUGCUGGAGCAUUUGCUCUUUGUAUUACAUAUAUGCUAAUUGAAAUUAAUAACUUUUUUGCUGUAGACACUGCUUCUGCCAUAGCCAUUGCUCUGAUGACGUUUGGCACCAUGUAUCCCAUGAGCGUGUACAGUGGCAAAGUAUUACUGCAGACAACACCACCCCAUGUUAUUGGUCAGUUGGACAAACUUAUCAGAGAGGUAUCUACCCUGGAUGGAGUUUUAGAAGUUCGAAAUGAGCAUUUUUGGACCCUAGGUUUUGGCUCACUGGCUGGAUCAGUUCAUGUAAGAAUUCGACGAGAUGCAAACGAACAAAUGGUUCUUGCUCAUGUGACCAACAGGCUGUACACUCUAGUGUCUACCUUGACUGUUCAGAUUUUCAAGGAUGAUUGGAUUAGACCUGCCUUACUGUCUGGGCCUGUUGCAGCCAAUGUCCUAAACUUUUCAGAUCAUCACAUAAUUCCAAUGCCUCCUUUAAAGGGUACUGAUGAUUCAAACCCUGUCACAUCGACUCCAGCUAAACCUAGUAGUCCACCUCCAGAAUUUUCAUUUAACACCCCUGGGAAAAACGUGAACCCAGUUAUUCUGCUAAACACCCAAACAAGACCUUAUGGUUUGGGUCUUAAUCAUGGACACACACCUUAUAGUAGCAUGCUUAAUCAAGGACUUGGAGUUCCAGGAAUUGGAGCAACCCAAGGAUUCAGGACUGGUUUUACAAAUAUGCCAAGUAGAUAUGGAACUAACAAUAGACAACCAAGACCAUGAUGUACUGUAAAUUAAUUUAUUUUUAUGAGGAAUAUUGACUUCUUGACUUCCAAUUUAUUUAGUAAUCCAACUGUGCAUUGACUGUUCAAUCAUUUACUCUAAAUGUUAGAGAAUAGUGGGUUUGUUCACAUUACAUGAAACUGAUGAAGCUAUAUUUUUGUAAAAUGUAUUUGGGGCUGUUGAGAACCUUCUAAGUGUCAUAAGGUUUAAAUAGGCUUCCUAUAGAAAGCGUGUUUCUCUAAAUUUGAAUUUUGCUAUUUUUGGUUUCGUAGUUGACUGCAGUGUGAUAGACAUCAUCUUUACAAUAAGAGAACCACUCAAUGGAGCAGAUCUGUCACAUUAUUAAAAGUAUAGUAUUUUCUUCAGUGAAAUUUAUAAACAUAUGCUUCUUGAAUAAUGAUAUACAUUUUAGGAAAGGAAAAAAAUGUCCAUUUCAAAAGUAAAAGUCUCUUUUAUAGCUU
Molecule: messenger RNA, 1885 nt
Organism: Neomonachus schauinslandi (Hawaiian monk seal)
Lineage: Eukaryota; Metazoa; Chordata; Mammalia; Carnivora; Phocidae
Gene: SLC30A6
Product: solute carrier family 30 member 6
Exons: 14
Coding region: 45-1424 (459 amino acids)
Biological process (GO): monoatomic cation transport; transmembrane transport
Cellular component (GO): membrane
Molecular function (GO): monoatomic cation transmembrane transporter activity
Source: RefSeq, a predicted model, not a curated record